GAUAUAACUUGGCAGGAUGAACACUCUGCCCCUUUCUCCUGGGAAACAAGGAGUCAGAUGGAUUUCAGCAUUGCCUCUUUGUCCAUCCAAGAGCCAAGUGGCACAACCCAGAAUGAACCGAGGCAACUGUCCAAAGUCCCUCAGGGUGCCCAGGCCACCAAAUCCUCUCAGGGAAACAAAACAUCAAGCAUGGAUGGCCUAGGGUCCAUCUGGAAGGAGGAGGAAUCCUCUUUCUGGAAGAUAAAUGCAGAGCGCUCCCGAGUGGAAGGACAAGAGUCGGAUUUCCGGUCGCUGACCCCUAGCCAGAUCAAGUCCAUGGAGAAAGGGGAAAAGGUCCCCCCAGGCCAUUACCGGCAAGAAUCAGUCCCAAAGGACAGAGAGGUGGCCAAAGGGGAAAGACCCAGUGGCCCUUGGCAAGAGAAAUUUACUUUCUCCACCCUGAGUGCUGAGAAGGAAAAGGCCCGCUCUGGCCAGUCUUCAGUCAGCUUGCUGGAUGAUGGCUUCCUCUCUGAGUCUGUGGUGAAGCUGUCCUCAUCGGGCACCAAAAUGGAGGAGACGGAAGAUGCUUUAAUCUCAGAGUCCAAGCCCACACAG
Molecule: messenger RNA, 594 nt
Organism: Vombatus ursinus (common wombat)
Lineage: Eukaryota; Metazoa; Chordata; Mammalia; Diprotodontia; Vombatidae
Exons: 2
Source: RefSeq, a predicted model, not a curated record